CCCCCCGCCGGCUCGGCAGCCAGGAGCGGGGCGGCGCGCCGCGGCUCCUUCGGACGCGGAGCACGUCUCAAGAUGGCAGAGUUAUUCAUGGAAUGUGAGGAAGAGGAGCUAGAACCAUGGCAAAAGAGAGUGAAAGAAGUGGAGGAGGAUGAUGAUGAUGAUGAACCGAUCUUCAUUGGAGAAAUCUCAAGCUCAAAGCCAGCUAGUACAUGUACAGUUACUUCAUUCAAGUCUGACAGUCACCGUUAUGCAACACCUGCCUCCUGUCCCAGUGCCAUGCCUGUUUCAUCAGUGUUUCAGUCUGUAUCCAGAUCUACUGCUAGCUCUGUAGCAGUUCAGCCGUUGUCUAGACCAGUGAAUGUUUCAGGAGCUUCACAGGCACUGCAGAGACCAGUUGCUGGGUGUUUAUCAGCACAGCAGGCAACCCGAUCAAGUUCUGGAAUAUCACAGCCUGUUAGCAGACCUGUAACCAUUCCAGUCACGACACAGCCGGUAUCAAGAAAUAUCGCAGUUCCUCUAGUGGCCCAACCUGUAUCCAGGCCAGUGACCUCUGUGACAACGCAGCCUAUCAUACUCAACCAGGAUUAUAUUAUGGAUUCUCCACCAGAUGCACCAGAUGACACAUCUGGUAUACUGUUCGGUGUGAGACAGAGCUCGGGAGUUCCACAGUACCAGACUGAGCCAACAGUGAGUCUAACAGAUACAAGUACUGCAUCAAGCAACAUUAAAAAUGGAGGGCCAUUUCCACGAGCUUGUCCAAAGUGCAAUAUUCAUUUCAAUCUUAUGGAUCCUUUAAAAAAUCAUAUGAAGUAUUGUUGUCCAGAUCUGGUUAAUGACUUUUUUCUGGGUGUGGUCCAAACGGAAUGUUCCACUACAACAAGCAAGACUACUGAAUAUGAGAAAGGAAAGUUGAUUAUGUUAGUUAAUGAUUUCUAUUAUGGGAAACAUGAAGGUGAUACCCAACAGGUACAACAGGAGCAGAAGACUCAUACAACAUUUAAGUGCUUCAGCUGCCUGAAAGUUCUUAAAAAUAAUAUAAGGUUUAUGAACCACAUGAAACAUCAUUUAGAGCUUGAGAAGCAAAGCAGUGAAAGCUGGGAAAGCCACACCACCUGCCAACACUGUUACCGUCAGUUUCCCACCCCAUUCCAGCUGCAGUGCCACAUUGAAAGUACACACACACCUUAUGAGUCUUCUACUAUUUGUAAAAUCUGUGAAUUAUCCUUUGAAACAGAACAGGUUCUUUUGCAACAUAUGAAGGACAAUCAUAAGCCAGGUGAAAUGCCAUAUGUUUGCCAGGUAUGCAACUACAGAUCCUCAGCUUUUUCAGAUGUAGAAACACAUUUCAGAACAGUUCAUGAAAAUACAAAACAUCUGCUAUGUCCAUUUUGCCUCAAAGUAAUUAAAAUUGGAGCACCGUAUAUGCAUCAUUACAUGAGGCAUCAGAAAAAAGGAAUAUACCGUUGCACUAAGUGUAGACUGCAGUUUUUGACUUGCAAAGAAAAAAUGGAUCACAAGACUCAGCAUCACCGAACAUUUAGAAAGCCGAAACAGUUGGAAGGAUUGCCUCCUGGAACAAAGGUUACUAUUCGAGCAUCUAUUGGAUCUCUUCAGUCAGGAUCUUCAGUUAGCACAAGCACAUCCACGUUUCAGUUAUCACCUAAAGCGAAGAAUACGACUGCUAGGAAUCAUAGCAGAUCUAAUUCAAAUAAAUCAAAAGCAAGAUCAAAACCAGCAACUGCACUGAAGAAGCAAAAUGCAUGGACCAACAGCAGCAGCAAAAAAAAAAAGGUUACAAAUACAGCAUUGCAUAAUCUAAGGUGUCGUUUGGGAGCUCACAAAUGCAUUGAAUGUUACUCAGAGAUUAAAGAUUUUGCAAGUCAUUUUCCUGCGUAUGUCCAUUGUAGCUUAUGCAGAUACAAUACUAGCUGUAGCAAAGCCUAUGUGAAUCACAUGAUGAGUUUUCACAGUGCUCGUCCAAGUAAAAGAUUUUGGAUAUACAAGAAGCAUUCAGAAGAGCUACGAGGUGUGACUGUAGUAUGUCUUAACUGUGAUUUUCUGACUGAUGGUUCUGGCUUAGAUAGGAUGGCCACACAUCUGAGCGAAAGUCAUGCUCAUGCUUGUCAAGUUAUUAUAGAGAAUGUUUCUGUAGAUUUACCAACUGCUGAACAAGUAUCUGACAAACAGGAGCUUGAUUCUUCAGAGGAAACAAAAGAAUGCAAUAGAAACCAAAAUGAAAUUGCAUCAGUUGAAAAGACUGAAGAAAAUUCAUCAUUGUCAGAUACAGAAAAUGUUCCCAAUUUGGAACUCCAUGAUAACAGCACGAAGAAAUCUUUGCAUGAGAAAGGAACAUGUUGUGAUUCAGAUCAUAAUAAACAAUUGGUAGGCGAGAAACAAAAAUGUAUUCAUGGAGAAAGUGAGUUGAAAGCUUCCCAAAGAUCAGAUGAUGUUGUCUUGACUGAUCAGACUAAAGUGCAAAACUUGGAUAAAAUUACACUUUCAGCGAUGAAUGCAAAGGACUUAAAGCUAACUUUGGGUGAAGAUGUUAGUUUUGAGCAGUUCUUGAGAAAAAGAAAUGAACCCGAAUCAGUUAGUUCAGACAUGAGUGAACAAGGCAGUAUUCAUUUGGAGCCUUUGACUCCGUCAGAGGUACUAGAGCACGAAGCAACUGAAAUUCUUCAGAAAGGUAAUGUUGCACCUUCAUCAAAGCAAGCUGAACAACUCUCUGAACAAACAGACAAGACUUCUCAAGAAGGCAGUCCCAGCAGAAUGGAAACAACUGUAAACAAAACAGAUGAAAAUGAAGCAAGCUGAAAUUACAUACAUUUCCUUGUGUGUUAUAUAUAAUGAUAGGAACACCAUGGACCAUUCCUGAUGAGUGUGCUCAUUGAUGCUAAUGGUUUGGGGAUUUUUUGAAAGGGAAAUUUGGCAUACGGAGAUAAAAUAUGUAUGCACAACUGAAUCAAGUAAAUUUAGAAAAGGUAAUGUCUUUUUAAGUUUCUCUGCUAUUUCUUCUCUCGUAUAUAUGAAUAAACUGAGUUGAAAGGAGGAAAAAAAAUCUAUUUUUUGUAUCUGGAAUAGAUAACUUGCUAGUCAAGAGAAGAUUUUAAAAACUCUUUUAAUGAAGUGGAACUUAGUAUGAAUUUAGUUCUAAUGCUGAAAUGAAGCACACUUGUAGCAAUGGUUGUUGGUCUGCUGAUAGCUGGGUAAACACAAGCUUUGGAUUUGGUAUCACAUUCCUUUCUGUAAAAGCAUGUAAACAAUUUUAUGAAUCUAUGCACCUCUGUACAGGUGUAAUCCUGCCAGACUGUAAACUUGACUUAAACUUUCAGUGAAAGUGGAAAUACUACAAUAAAAUAUAUAUAUUUGUGGGGUUUUCAGUAUGCAGACUGUGCAGAAAUACCAGACAUAAUUGUAAAAAGUAGGACAUACUGCUAAAAGUACUGUAGCUUUUAGGCUUUUACCAUUGUUUUAAAUAUUCUUAGUGGUAGACCCAUAGGAAUGGUCUGUAAGGCAAACCAAAGUAUGGUUUAAUGUAAAAAUUGUUUUAAGCAAGAAGGAGAACCCCAAACUGGAAGUACCAGCUGGCAUGCAUUCUGCCAUUUAACAGCUGCUACUUGCUGACUCUUAGAAAAAAGGACACGAGAGCAUAUACUGUGGGAAUGUACAGUUCAAUUUCACAAGUUUUUGUAGUCUAAGUAAUAUUCAAAAAGAUAGCUGCUGGUUUUUUUUGUUUUGUUUUUUUUAUAGUUAGCAGUUAGGUGUAGAAAUGAAUAUGACAGUAGCUUGCUCUUACAACUUCCUUGCUCCAUUGGAAACAUUCAGAAUGUGCUUUUGACCUGGUUUUGUUUUUAAUGUGUUAAAUGUUUUGAACAGCUGUUAAAGCACUGCUGUAAAUUAUUCCUUUUUUGAGUAAAUAUUUGCAACAAAAUUUUGUCUUUGUGAAUAAUUUCACUGCUCAGCUUGAAACUUUGGGCAUAAUGUUCCCACCUUUUUAUAAAAGAUUUGGUAGCAGUUUGCAGGAACAGUUUCAUUUCAAAAUUUUCAUUUUAAAAUUGUGAAUUUGAUGCUUAAGUGAUUUUUUUUCUUUUUUGUUUUUAAGAAUUAAAUGAGCAAGUGCCUAUGCAUAAGAAUAUUUUUCUAGCUAUGUGUUGUGGUUAGAUGUGCUGACUUUUCCAGAUUACGUGGAAAUAUUUUUCUGGACCAUCAGCAUGCAAUUGAAGUUUGCUUUGUCCUUCUAUGUUGUCUAGACUUGGCUUCUAAAUGAGUCUAAUCAGCAACAGCAUUAACCUGUAGAGACCAUUCUGAUUGUUGUUGAGGCCUCUAAAUAAACCACAUCUCAAAAUUG
This is a messenger RNA of Lagopus leucura (white-tailed ptarmigan), 4348 nucleotides long. It is a transcript of the gene ZNF280D, whose product is annotated as zinc finger protein 280D. The transcript is spliced from 16 exons. The record is from RefSeq and is a predicted model, not a curated record. Lineage: Eukaryota; Metazoa; Chordata; Aves; Galliformes; Phasianidae. Gene Ontology annotation, biological process: regulation of DNA-templated transcription. Gene Ontology annotation, molecular function: DNA-binding transcription factor activity, RNA polymerase II-specific; RNA polymerase II cis-regulatory region sequence-specific DNA binding. The coding region runs from base 73 to 2814 and encodes 913 amino acids.